Molecule: messenger RNA, 3478 nt
Organism: Glycine soja
Lineage: Eukaryota; Viridiplantae; Streptophyta; Magnoliopsida; Fabales; Fabaceae
Product: serine/threonine-protein kinase EDR1-like
Exons: 13
Coding region: 138-3056 (972 amino acids)
Biological process (GO): protein phosphorylation
Molecular function (GO): protein kinase activity; ATP binding
Source: RefSeq, a predicted model, not a curated record
AUAUUAUUACCGGUCAUUCCCUCCCAACACUUUUCCCCCUGAGUCCCCUGAAAGUCACACGACACAGAAAAACCGAAGAAAAGGAACCGACCCCUCACGGAAACUUGAUUCCGAUUGUAGUUUAGAAUUUCCCUUUGAUGAGUGAGAGAGUGAAGAAAGAAAAACAAACGGGGGACAAAAGGGAGAGGAUGAAGAACAUCUUCAAGAAGCUUCACAUAGGUAGCAGCCACGAUCCUCAUCGAUCCAAUGAGCCUUCGCCUCCUGUGCCGUCGCCUUCGUGCGCCACCGAUCAGUCUCAGAGCUCCGCCGCCACUCCGCCGAGUCCUUCUUCGGCGUCGCCGUCGUCGUCGCCGUCCACGCUGGUGGUAACUCCCAGCUGCGGCGGCGGCGGCGCGAGUCCGGUGGUGAAUCGGCAGGACUUUUUCUCGUCGGAGGAAGAGUUUCAGGUGCAGCUAGCCCUAGCUAUCAGCGCUUCCAAUUCGGAGUUCCGCGAGGAUCCUGAGAAGGAUCAGAUCCACGCGGCGACGCUGUUGAGCUUGGGAGGCCAUCGAAUCGAUUCGACGAGGAACAAGGACGAUGUGGCGGAGGCUCUGUCGAGGCAGUACUGGGAAUAUAAUGUGCUUGACUAUGAGGAGAAAGUGGUAGAUGGUUUUUAUGAUGUAUAUGGGCCCUAUAAUGAUUCAGUAAUGCAAGGAAAGAUGCCAUCUCGAACAGAUCUUGAAGCAAACCCUGGAGGUUCUGAGUUGGUCAUUGUUAAUCAAACAAUUGAUCCUGCUCUGGAAGAACUGAUACAAAUUGCACAAUGUAUUGCAUUAGACUGCCCUGUCUCUAGUUUGGUACAAAGGCUUGCUGAACUUGUUACAAGUCAUAUGGGUGGUCCUGUAAAGGAUGCUGGUAUCAUGUUAGCAAGAUGGACCGAAACAAGAGCAGAGUUAAGGACAUCUCUUCACACAAUUGUAUUGCCUCUUGGGUCCUUAAAUAUUGGGCUCUCUAGGCAUCGUGCUUUGCUAUUCAAGGUAUUAGCUGACAACAUUAAUAUGCCUUGUAGACUGUUAAAAGGUAGUCAUUACACUGGUGUGGAGGAUGAUGCUGUCAACAUUAUAAAGUUGGAGGGUGAAAGGGAGUUUUUGGUUGAUCUCAUGGCUGCUCCAGGGACACUUAUCCCAGCUGAUAUUUUAAGCACCAAGGAUAGUGCCUUUAAGUCUUACAAUCCCAAGAUUUUGCCAAGUUUACCCUCCACUAAGGAUAAUGAAUUUUCUUACUCAAGACCUAUCCAACCAUUUCAUGGUGAAGGUAGUAGUCAAAAUUCUGUGAUAAAAGAUUAUUCACUGCCCUGGAAUGGAAAACCAUAUUUUGAGAAGUCAGAGCCUUCAAACUUAGGUUUGAGUAGAGAGAGUGGCACUGGUCCUUCUAAAAUUCCUAAUAAAGGGACUCCUAACCAACUAGACAAUUUGCCAGCCUUGUCUGGUGCUUCUCUGUACAAAGGGACACUUGGAAUGAAUACAGUUGGUGAUGGGACAAGAUUGAAUGUCAAUGUUGUACCAUAUACUAAUAUCAGCCCCAAUGACUCUCGGAACCUUUUUGCAGAUCUUAACCCAUUCCAAAUAAAAGGAAUGGGGAAAGCCCCUGUGCAUAACAAACCUGUGGAAAAUAAACCUCCUGAGCUUAAAAGUACUAAAAACAAUACUGUUUCUGGUAGACCCCCAGUGCCACUGAUGUGGAAGAAUCGUCCUGCUUACAAUGAAGACCCCAGGAAAACUAAUCAUAACCCUAAUGAUUACAACCCUCCCUUAUUUGUUUCCAAUGGUUCUUCUACGUCUGAAAAUAUUGACCUUAGUAGUUCCAAACCAUUGUAUAAUUCAAAUAUAAAUAAUGAUGUAAAUGCUCAAACUUUGGCGCAAGUUACUGGUUCAGUUUCACCACCUACUGUACCUAAACUGAACCAGAUUGAGGAUCUCAAUGCAGAUUUUAACCAGGGGGGUUUGGAAGAUUCUCAAUAUGUCAUGGUAGAGGCAGUUAGAGAACCUGAAAAUGUUGAAAUCAGACAUCAUGAUCAGAGGAAGUGUACAUAUGACAGAUUCAUGGGAAGCAAUUUGAAAUUAAAAGAUCCAGAGAGUCCUAGCUCAUCAAUUGAUUCCAUCACAAACAGGAUUGAUCCAAUAUUGGAUGAUGUAGAUGUUGGUGAAUGUGAGAUUCCAUGGGAGGAUCUGGUUCUUGGUGAAAGAAUUGGUAUAGGUUCAUAUGGAGAGGUAUACCAUGCCGACUGGAAUGGCACAGAGGUUGCUGUGAAGAAAUUUUUGGAUCAGGAUUUUUCAGGUGCUGCAUUGUCAGAAUUCAAAAGAGAAGUACGGAUAAUGCGUAGGUUACGUCAUCCAAAUAUUGUUCUUUUUAUGGGUGCUGUUACUCGUCCUCCCAAUCUCUCAAUCAUUUCAGAGUAUCUACCAAGAGGAAGCUUGUACCGAAUUCUUCAUCGCUCUAAUUAUCAGAUUGAUGAGAAACGAAGAAUAAAAAUGGCUCUGGAUGUGGCUAGGGGCAUGAAUUGCUUACACACCAGCACACCUACAAUUGUUCAUCGAGAUCUAAAGUCUCCAAAUCUUUUGGUUGAUAAGAACUGGAAUGUUAAGGUAUGUGAUUUUGGGUUGUCACGGUUGAAGCACAACACAUUUUUGUCAUCCAAGUCAACUGCUGGAACGCCGGAAUGGAUGGCUCCUGAAGUUCUCCGCAAUGAACCCUCAAAUGAGAAAUGCGAUGUUUAUAGUUUUGGAGUCAUCCUAUGGGAGCUUGCCACUCUAAGGUUGCCGUGGAGUGAAAUGAAUACUAUGCAAGUUGUUGGUGCCGUUGGUUUCCAAAACCGUAGACUUGAUAUUCCGAAGGAAGUCGAUCCUAUAGUUGCAAGAAUAAUCUGGGAGUGUUGGCAACAGGAUCCAAAUUUGCGGCCCUCGUUUGCACAACUCACAGUGGCUCUAAAGCCUCUGCAGCGUCUGGUUAUCCCAUCUCAUCAUGACCAGGUAGCUCCACCUAUGCCGCAGGAGAUUUCUGUAAAUUCAACCCCCUGAAAUGUCUCGCUUCAAGUGUGAAUAAUUAGGCAUUUUGCAUAGUUAUGUGCGUAUAAACUAUAAAGGUAACAAGAACACAAUAAAAGGGGAAAAAAAUAUAUCAAAGCUUGUAACGGAAAAUGUUUGUGUUGAGGAAAAUAUCAACUGCUGCAACCAAACAACUGCAGAGCCAUUUUGUAUUUGUGAUGAUAGCUUGUCCGAGGAACCAAAACUCGGUAAUGUGUAAAUUACUGUUCUUGAAAGCAAGAAUAUUUAUACUUUUGCAAAAAAGUACGUUUUACCGGAAAUGUCUAGAAUUUGGCCAAGCAGUAUGUGCUCAAGGUUUAAUGUGGUGGUGACGAAGCUCGUAUACUACCGAAAAGGUCUUCAACAUUUUAUGAGUCAAGGUUGUUACCAUGAAGAAAUAGAGUAUUUUGGCACCA